AUGUUCAGUGUGAACACUUCCCCCUCUAUUAGCCCCCUAACACAAGCAGAAGAGACAGCUGCUGCUAAGCGGCAGCAGUCUUCCUGCACCACCACAGCCCAGCCAGCACACAGCAGCAUGUGCUGGCUGGAGAAGAAGCUGCUGCUGCUGACAGAAGCAGAUCAGACAGAUGCUGUCCCAGGGUUUCAAAAUCUCACAAAAGACUAUAAUAAAUACCUACGACCACAGCUUAAUGCAAAGCCAGUUGAAAUUUCAGUAACUCUGGAAGUUGCAAGCAUUGCUUCUGUUUCCGAAGAAAACAUGGAUUACACAGCCACAAUAUUUUUGCGCCAGCGCUGGACAGACGAACGUCUGAUGUUUGAUGGCAAUAAGAGCAUUACGUUGGAUCCCAGGCUUGUACAAUUGCUUUGGGUCCCAGACACAUACAUUGUAGAGUCCAAGAAAUCCUUCUUACAUGAUGUCACUGUGGACAACCGUCUUGUUCGUUUGUAUGCCAAUGGAACUGUACUAUAUGCUCUCAGAAUCACUACCACUGUGGCUUGCAAUAUGGAUUUGACAAAGUAUCCCAUGGAUAGACAGACCUGCAAACUACAAUUUGAGAGCUGGGGCUAUACUGCUAGGGAUCUUGUAUAUACCUGGAUGAGAGGAAAUGAUUCAAUACGUGGCAUGAAUUCUUUGCAACUUGCUCAAUACACAGUUGAGAAAUAUCACACAUCAGUCACUAUUGGAAGGGAUGAAACUGGUACUUACCCAAGGCUUAUUUUAUAUUUUGUACUCAAAAGAAACAUUAUCUACUUCAUUUUGGAAACCUAUAUUCCGUCCACUUUAUUGGUUGUCCUAUCUUGGAUAUCUUUUUGGAUUUCCAGAACUUCUGUUCCUGCAAGGACAUGCAUUGGGGUCACAACUGUUCUAGCCAUGACCACAAUUUUGAUGGGUUCUCGGUCAACAUUUCCUACAGCCAACUGUAUUAUAAAAGCCGUUGAUGUUUACCUCGGAAUCUGCUUCAGUUUUAUUUUUGGUGCAUUAUUGGAAUAUGCAAUUGCUCAUUAUUGCACUGAACAACACAGCAUAAGAAGCACAAGUGUAAAAAAGAAUCUACCUGAAGGACAAGAAGAAAAUGUUAUUAUCCCUAUCAAUGAUACAUCAAAAGAACUGAUCCGAAAUAACAGUCAAAUAGAAAAUAUUGUGGCAGAGACUGAUGAACAUAAAUGCAAUACAAACAACAUAAAAUUAAAAUUUUGGUUAAAAAUCAGAGGAAAAUUUGACAUGUUUAUUGAUUUAUUUACUGUGAAAAACCCUGAAAACAUUGAUCGUUAUUCAAGAAUUGUUUUUCCUCUAAUAUUUCUGAUCAUUAAUUUAUUCUAUUGGGUUUAUUACCUCUAUUUUUAA
Molecule: messenger RNA, 1389 nt
Organism: Pseudophryne corroboree (corroboree frog)
Lineage: Eukaryota; Metazoa; Chordata; Amphibia; Anura; Myobatrachidae
Product: gamma-aminobutyric acid receptor subunit pi-like
Exons: 9
Coding region: 1-1389 (462 amino acids)
Biological process (GO): chloride transmembrane transport; nervous system process; regulation of membrane potential
Cellular component (GO): synapse; neuron projection; GABA-A receptor complex
Molecular function (GO): chloride channel activity; neurotransmitter receptor activity; extracellular ligand-gated monoatomic ion channel activity
Source: RefSeq, a predicted model, not a curated record